AUGGGUUUAUACAGGCCGUCAAAAUUUUUUCACCCCCCCAUACCCCACAUACCUUUUACUAUUAACCCUGAUUUUUUUUCUUUUCACAUACAGCGCCUUAAGGCGAAGGCAAAUCCUGAAAAUUUUCUCAUUUGCUUUCCCCCACCAGACAUAUAUAAAGGCUUUGUAUUCUGCUGUCAAUUAGAUUUAGUACAUCUUUUCUCUUAUGUUUUCUUCUUGUUUCUACUUAAAAUCUGUGUCGACGUACUUCAGUAUGUAAUAUACCCCAAACAUUUUACCCACAAAAAACCAGGAUUUGAAAACUAUAGCAUCUAA
Messenger RNA from Saccharomyces cerevisiae S288C, 315 nucleotides. It is a transcript of the gene IRC13, whose product is annotated as Irc13p. The record is from RefSeq and is marked reviewed. The transcript has a single exon. The coding region runs from base 1 to 315 and encodes 104 amino acids. Gene Ontology annotation, cellular component: membrane. NCBI's taxonomy places the organism in Eukaryota, Fungi, Ascomycota, Saccharomycetes, Saccharomycetales, Saccharomycetaceae.